Molecule: messenger RNA, 1959 nt
Organism: Fomitopsis serialis
Lineage: Eukaryota; Fungi; Basidiomycota; Agaricomycetes; Polyporales; Fomitopsidaceae
Product: Alpha/Beta hydrolase protein
Exons: 11
Coding region: 77-1573 (498 amino acids)
Biological process (GO): proteolysis
Cellular component (GO): fungal-type vacuole
Molecular function (GO): serine-type carboxypeptidase activity
Source: RefSeq, a predicted model, not a curated record
GUUCCGCACCCUCGCGUGUGAACGAGUUCUGAAUCGCCCCAGGCCUGGCGUCGGCGAACUUCACAGCCAGCGAGACAUGCUACUCUCGAACAACAUGUUUCGGCUAUGGGAAACGGCUUUCUGUGCUGUUGGUGUCUUUCUGGCUGGUGUUCACGCUGUCAAGGAGCAGACAACGGUCGGGAUGAACAAUUGGGAUUCAAGCUUGCGCCGACUGUCCACCGUCGCAUCAGAGGGUACGUUCAAAGAGCUCGCUCAUGCGAGCUUGCCGGGUUACGCAGUACGCGUUAAGAAGACCGAGUUCUGCGACCCCACUGUGAACGUGUACACAGGCUAUUUGGACGUCGAUUAUGGGGCGAAGCACCUAUUCUUCUACUUUUUUGAGAGCAGGAGGGAGCCAGAGACAGACGAUGUUAUGAUGUGGAUUAAUGGUGGACCGGGCUGUUCCUCGUCCAUGGGCCUCCUCAUGGAGCUAGGGCCUUGCCAAAUCGACAUGACAGGCACCUCCCAUAAUCGAACGACGUGGAAUCCGUACUCGUGGAACGCGGAAGCUAACAUAUUUUUUCUCGACCAACCCGUCGGCGUCGGCUUCUCGUACGCGGAUUACGGCGAGACGAUCGAGACCACCGAAGAUGCCACUCGAAACGUGCAUGCCUUCAUCACCAUCUUCUUCCAGACGUUCACCGAGUUUGCUGGACGCCCACUGCAUCUCGCUGGCGAGUCAUACGGUGGACGAUAUCUCCCCGCGUUUGCGAGUUACAUCUAUGACCAGAAUCGUAUCGCCCACGCAGAGGGACGCGAGACGAUCAAUUUGCAGAGCGUGAUCAUUGGCAAUGGCAUCACGGAUAUCUCAACAUUAUAUCCUGGAAGAUAUGAAAUAGAGUGCGGCACAGCAGCCCUGGAUGCACCCUUCCAGAAGAUCAGCACCUGCGUGCGGAUGAAGAUGGCGCUACCGCGCUGCCAGAAAGCGAUGUACGCCAAUUGCAUCGACCAAUUCGACGCUAUUGACUGCAACGCCGCUGUGAACUUCUGCGACUCCGAGCUGAGUACGGGUUACUGGGCUAGUGGACGCAACCCGUACGACAUCUCAAAGCCCUGCGAAGGUACAAGCCUUUGUUAUAACGAAAAUGCCGUCAUCAAGUCCUUCCUCGACGAUCCCUCCACUCGCACACUCCUUGGCGUCUCCUCUCCAUAUAACUUCACCGCAUGUAGCAGCGCCGUCGGGGCAGGCUUCCGCGCGCAUCUGGAUAAGUGGGCUGUGCCGUCUCAGUACUACGUCGCGGGCCUGCUCGCGCGCGGUGUACGGGUGCUGAUCUAUGCUGGCACGUAUGACUGGCAGUGCAACUGGGUCGCAAACCGGAUGUGGGUCGACAAACUCGAGUGGGAAGGCGCGGAGGCGUGGAAGACAGAGGCGUGGAGGGGGUGGGAUGUCGGCGAAGGCGUAGCGGGCGAGACGAAGACGGUGGGGCCGCUGACAUUUGCAACAAUAGCGGGCGCUGGACAUAUGGUCCCUCAUGACAAACCGGCGGAAGCGCAGGCGAUGAUAUCGCGAUGGUUGACCCAGAAAGCCCUCUGAGAUGCCGCGGACCAGGAUGAUGCGUGCAAUUAUUCUUUGCCAACCGUUGGGGCAUGUACACUGUAUUAAUGUGGACGAAAAGCGCAGAAUGUGAGGAUGAUAUCACGCAUACGCAGGAGGCGGGUCGCUCCGCCUGACACUCCCCAUCUCCGUCCUCAACCACGCCAACUUUGUAACGACACCAUUUCCAUCCUCAGCCCGAGCGCGAUCUCUGUAUCAUCGGACUGUCGGCGGCUGUACGCUCCGCACGCAGACUUGCGACCUGCGCCCUGAAUAUUGAAUACUUGAGUCUCAUGCGCCAACCGCGAGAGCUCUGAGGAGGUACAGUUCGACCGCGCUUUUCAUUAUGUAGUAGAACCUGUUCAGAACUACUUAAGUAGUACUAG